Messenger RNA from Grus americana (Whooping crane), 4408 nucleotides. It is a transcript of the gene TPH1, whose product is annotated as tryptophan hydroxylase 1. Bases 898 to 2235 code for a protein of 445 amino acids. Gene Ontology annotation, cellular component: neuron projection. Lineage: Eukaryota; Metazoa; Chordata; Aves; Gruiformes; Gruidae. Gene Ontology annotation, biological process: serotonin biosynthetic process; aromatic amino acid metabolic process. The record is from RefSeq and is a predicted model, not a curated record. The transcript is spliced from 13 exons. Gene Ontology annotation, molecular function: iron ion binding; tryptophan 5-monooxygenase activity.
UUUAGUUCCCUCUCCUAGCCAUGCUUUGACACUGACUGGCAAGCCAGAUCUCUCUGGGCUACUUGAUUGAGAAUGACUAUCUGAACAAGCAGGCAAGCAACUUUCUUCCAGACAAAAGAUCUGAUUACCUCCAUAACAUCCUCUUUUGGGGAAAGAAGAGUAGUACCUGUCCCUGCUUUUUACAGAGCCCUGAGCAACAAGCGGGUAUCUGAAACAUUGAACUAAAGUAACAGGAACGUGGACCUGCUUGGACAGAGCUGGAUGUGAAUUGUGGCAUGAGCACACCUAGAAGAUAGAGGCAGAAAUCAGACUGAAAGCCCUUAAAUUAGACUUAAUAGAUCCAUAUAAUAAUUUCAUUCAAAGAUAAGAUUCUAACAUCCUUCUGACUCAUGUUUUAGAUGCUGAUGAAAUUAAUGUGCUCUGCCAAACUCAAUGAGAAAGGAAGAACCUGCUACACCUGGGGCAAGGAUUGGUCUGCUAUAAUAUUAUACAAUUUCUCAAAAAUCCUUCAUGUGAAGGGAACCAAAAGCAGCGAGAAGCUGUGCGUUUGCUCCCCAGUCAGUCGUGUGCGUCAGUCACGCAGUUAGCAUGCCCAUCAGUCAGAGCCGACAAGGCGUGUGCUAACUGAACCUGACAUCACAAGUUUAGGUCUCUAGGAGUUAGCUGCAUGUCUUAAUGAUGUCUGAGAAAAUUCUGAGCUGAAUUUUAUACAAAGACUAAUGCAAACAAGAUUGCUUGAAAAGGUAACAGUGGUGGGAUGCUCUGAAGAGAAGUAAGGCAGUAAUACUAGAGAAAGAAGAGAGAUGAAGAGGGGAUACUGCAGGAAGAAAAAAAACAGAAAAAAACUGGGACAGUUAUGGCAAAGGGGAUAAAUAGCAAUUAAAUAAGUCAAAUUACAUGAUGAUUGAAGAUAAUAAAGAGAAUGAAGACCAUGCAUCUGAAAGAGGAAGAACAGCCAUAAUUUUUUCCUUGAACAAUGAAGUCGGAGGACUUGUAAAAGCAUUAAAACUCUUUCAGGAGAAGCAUGUAAACCUGGUACACAUUGAGUCACGGAAAUCCAAGAGACGCAAUUCUGAGUUUGAGAUCUUUGUGGACUGUGACAGUAACAGGGAACAACUGAAUGAGAUCUUCCAGCUCCUGAAAUCCCAUGUCAACUUUGUCUCUAUGAACCCGACAGAGCAUUUCAAUGUCCAGGAAGAUGACAUGGAGAAUGUUCCCUGGUUUCCGAAGAAGAUCUCAGAUUUGGAUAAGUGUGCAAAUCGAGUGCUGAUGUACGGGUCCGAUUUGGAUGCUGACCAUCCAGGUUUCAAAGACAAUGUCUAUCGCAAGAGGCGAAAGUAUUUUGCAGACCUGGCUAUGAACUACAAACAUGGUGACCCAGUUCCCAAGAUUGAAUUCACUGAGGAGGAGAUCAAGACUUGGGGGACUGUUUACCGAGAGCUUAACAAGCUUUACCCAACUCAUGCCUGUAGAGAGUACCUUAAAAACUUACCCUUGCUCACCAAAUACUGUGGGUACAGAGAAGACAAUAUCCCCCAGCUGGAAGAUGUGUCCCGCUUCCUGAAAGAGCGCACAGGUUUCACCAUUCGCCCCGUUGCUGGAUAUCUAUCGCCCAGAGACUUCUUGGCAGGAUUAGCAUUCAGAGUUUUUCACUGCACUCAAUAUGUUAGACACAGCUCGGACCCUCUCUAUACACCGGAGCCUGAUACCUGCCAUGAGCUCCUAGGCCAUGUCCCUCUUUUGGCUGAACCCAGUUUUGCUCAGUUCUCCCAGGAAAUUGGUCUUGCGUCACUUGGGGCAUCAGAUGAGGCUGUCCAAAAACUGGCAACAUGCUACUUCUUCACUGUAGAGUUUGGCUUGUGCAAGCAAGAGGGACAGCUACGAGUUUAUGGGGCUGGCUUGCUUUCCUCGAUUAGUGAGCUCAAGCACUCACUCUCUGGCAGUGCCAAGGUCAAGCCUUUUGAUCCAAAGGUCACCUGCAAGCAAGAAUGCCUCAUUACAACUUUCCAGGAGGUUUACUUUGUUUCUGAAAGUUUUGAAGAAGCAAAAGAGAAGAUGAGAGAGUUUGCAAAAACCAUCAAGCGCCCAUUUGGUGUGAAGUACAAUCCAUAUACUCAAAGCGUGCAGAUCCUGAAAGACACGAAGAGCAUUGCCAGCGUGGUGAAUGAGCUACGUCACGAGCUGGACAUUGUCAGCGAUGCCCUCAGCAAGAUGGGCAAGCAGCUGGAAGUUUAACACCCCUGUCAGCAGUGUGGUGCACUCAGCAACUCUUUUCUUUUCCCUACUGAUUUCUUUCUAGGCAUGUAAUGUGUUGUAUGCAGAACUCUCUCCUUUACAAAUGGAAGAGUGAAUGGCCCAUAAGGAUAACAUCUUUAUUUUGUUUCCCUAUAUGAAGUCCCUUACAGAAUGUAUUCCUCCAUCCCCCUUGGAUUAAAAAAAGGCCAGGAGUUGCCUUUGAGAAGCUGAUGGGGGAGCAGAGAAAUUGGUAGACUGGAGCAAUAGUGUGGUGUGUGGAUCAGGGCUCGGAUCAGAUGCUGCAGAAGGUGGCUUAUGAGGCAAUAAUGGAAUAAUUUGCCACAGGGAAUUAUGCUACUAAUUUUAUAGCAUUGCAGACUUUAUAGCGUAGAAGCUAUAGUAAUCAGUGCUUGUAAGUCUGUGCUACUAAGUUUAAAACUUGAAUGAUUACAGCGCAGACAUCAGGACACAAAUAGCUGUAGGUUCACUAUAAUAAAAUUGAAGGGUCAAAUUUUGCUUUCAAAGGGAUCACUCUUGCCCCAAAGAAUUGCAAAUGUGCUGUUUGGCAUGCUUCUAGUGUACAGAGCUGUUGCAUGAAACCCUAAUUUUAGGAGAUUUGCUAUUGGCUCAGAGUCAGUUUUUUUGUUGCUGUCCUUGAUAUUACACCUGAGGGAGGACCUUUCUUUGUAGAAAUACCAUUUGCCUUUUUCCUGAUUUAAUUAAUUUAACAAAUAAUAUAGUACCUGUUGGCUUGCUGACUUAGCACAAAGCCUAAAACCAUUUCCAAAUUAGAAUUUAAUAUUAAAAAUAGUUUCAUCGGUUCUAAAAAUAACACCAAAGUUUAAAAUAACAGCCAAAGUUUGUAGUCUAGUCUGCUUUUUUUAAGUAUCCUAUUGAUUGCUCCAUCGCUUUAUUGACCUGCAUAAGCUGCACAAAGAUACAUUUUGUUUCUUCUUUAGUAGGCCUGAACUCCAUCAUUCCCUAUCAAGCAAACAACAACUGAAAGGCCCAAGCAUUUCAUAACAAUUCUGCAGCUAUAAAUGCAACCAAUUACCUUGUAGUGUAGACUAUAUCUAAUUCCAAAGAGCACUUUACAAGUGGCGGGAAGCAGUGUUCUGCUGAAUUGUCUGUAUCAUGCAGUAGAAAACUUCCCCGUUUUCAGGGCUCCAAAGUUUGAAGCAUCCUGCAAAGCUGUGCUGGCUGCUGUUUCUGCCGACCCUGUGAAUGAAAUGAAUACGUGUACAGGAUAUGAUACAUUUGAAUGGAAGAUCUGUGAUGUGCAGGGUAUAUUUAAUAGCAUGCUAGGUACUGAUUCUUCAUAGCUAGAGCUUAUCUGGAAAUUCAGAAUUUGCAGCUGUGAAGGUCACUGGAAAAAUGGACUGAACUGUUAAAUACACUGGAGAUGCUAGUCCAGGAUUUCAAGAACUUGAAAGACUUUCAUGAUCCUCUGUGCUUGAAAAUCAGCUUGCGUUUCAUAUGCUUUCUAGUAGGCCACAUCUGCUCCAUAAGCAGUUGCUGGCCCAAUCUUUUCAAAUAUAUUCACUGUUUAAAUCAAGUCUAGAUAAUAUUUUUUUCUGUGACUAUUAACGCACUAUAACUUUUUUUAAAUAACAUUUAAGACAACAAAAAGGUCCACAACAUUUAUGGCUUACAUUACACUUUUAAAUAGAUUUUUAGGAGCUUUGUCUUUCUAAGGAAGAAACAGUCUUAUAAGUGAGUAGUAAGGGAGGAUCUAUUUUGUCUGCUUCUGUGAUAACAGUUAAUAUUCAGCUGCAUUUAAAAAAUGUUGGGAUUAUUAUGUUGUUCAAAUAUAUGUGGAUCUGUGUUACUUUGAAUCUUUGUCUGAACUAUGUAUACGUUUCAAGUAGGACACCUUAUACUUGACAAAUUAGCACCUAAUUUUGAAUACUUUGGAAAAACAGCAAUUGUAUGUUUAUUUGCACUUGUGUAGCAAAAAGUUAAGUAAACUGUUAAAAGUAAUACAGAGAAGAUGCAUUUCCAUGUCAUUAACAACACGUAUGUUUGGCUUCACACAUCCAAACCUUCUGGCUAUGUAGAACAGCAAUAAUUUAAAUAUUUUAAACUAUUGUGAAGGCUUUAAAUGUCAAUGAAAUAAACAACUUGUUGGUAAUUACUAGAAGCAAAACCCCCUUUACUUCAGCACUGCAGCAAU